Messenger RNA from Phalaenopsis equestris, 1269 nucleotides. RefSeq lists its product as uncharacterized. The coding region runs from base 161 to 976 and encodes 271 amino acids. The transcript has 4 exons. The record is from RefSeq and is a predicted model, not a curated record. Lineage: Eukaryota; Viridiplantae; Streptophyta; Magnoliopsida; Asparagales; Orchidaceae.
AAGCUCGCUGGCAAGGUGUUCGUAGCUUAUCUGUACCGACAAAUUUGUUCUUCGAUGUUCGGCGUAGUUCUUCAGUGCCCGGUGGAACUUCCCACCCCCGUGGGAAUCUUUAUGCCCAUUGCAGAGAGAGAGCGAGAGAGAGCGAGAGCAAGCGAGGGAGAUGGCGGAGUCGCUCCAAAUUGGAGGAGAAGCAGCCGACUCGUGCAGGGAGAGACAAGGACGGACGCAGAACGUAGUGGUAAUGAGGCACGGCGACCGAAUCGACGCGGAGGAACCUCUUUGGCUAGCCCGCGCAGAGCGUCCAUGGGAUCCGCCAUUGACGGAUUCUGGCAAGAUUCGGGCUUGGACGACGGGAAAAAGACUGCGAGUCAUUGGCUUCCCUGUCCACCGCAUCAUCAUUUCACCUUUCCUCCGUUGCCUCCAAACUGCCGCCGAGGUCAUCACCGCCCUCUGCUGCGUUGUAGACAACGAAACCCAAAUUCUAUCCAUGGAGACUAGUGCUGGCGUUGUGAUUGAUCCUACUCGUGUUAAGGCAAACAUCGAAUAUGGAUUGUGUGAAGUUUUUUGUAUGGAAGCAAUGCGACUCACCGCACUUCCUAAAGAUGGAAUUUGGCUUUCUGAUGUUUCAGAGCUCGAGGCUUUGCUACCAGCAGGAACUAUUGAUCAAUCUGUUGGCCCUUUGAGAACGCAGUUGCCUUUAUGGGAGGAGCCACUGGUUGUUGCAAGAGAGAGAUACCAUACCAUCAUUGAGGCUCUAGCUGACAAAUUCCCACUUGAAAACUUAUUGCUGAUCACACAUGGCGAAGCAGUUGGGGUUUCUGUUUCAUCAAACCUCGAGGAUGCUAUUGUUUAUGAAGUAGACUAUUGCGCAUUUACGCACUUACAAAGGCAGGUAUUUUCCGAACCUUCAAUGGCUGUUGCUGUAGGAGGCUUCAAGUUGGUAAAAAGCAGUCAAGCCGGUCUCCUAUAUAUUUGAUGAAUUUACCAUAUCUAUCCAUUAGAAUCGAGAUUGGCUCUUGAAUUCCAAUAUUUUCCAGGUAUCUUUAUCCUGCCAUAAAUGGUUUUCUGCAGUGAUUAUUACAUUCUUAUUAAUAUUUUGAUGUAAUAAAAAUCCUGUACUAUUAAACCCUGAGAGUUUCCACCUUGCUCCCAUUCUCAUUUAGGAAGGUGGUUGUUUGUGGUUUUGAUUGUAUAUUUAGUAGAAAUAAUCAUCCAGGCAAGGAAUUUGUAAAAGAAACUAGAUCAUCAGAUUUAUUGGAGUUUGCAUCA